Molecule: messenger RNA, 4131 nt
Organism: Frieseomelitta varia
Lineage: Eukaryota; Metazoa; Arthropoda; Insecta; Hymenoptera; Apidae
Gene: Oseg1
Product: intraflagellar transport protein 122 homolog
Exons: 16
Coding region: 140-3643 (1167 amino acids)
Biological process (GO): intraciliary retrograde transport; protein localization to cilium; non-motile cilium assembly
Cellular component (GO): non-motile cilium; intraciliary transport particle A
Molecular function (GO): protein binding
Source: RefSeq, a predicted model, not a curated record
AUAUAUGCCGCCAUUUUAACUGUUUCCGUGGAAACCAUAAAAACAAACUUUUAUACAAAGUGAAAUAAUGUGUAAAAUUUUAUUGUAAAAUUAAGUUUUCCAUAUGUAUAUGUGUACAUGUGAAUGAAUAGAAGAAACAAUGAAAGCUUCUCCUACUUGGGUUGAUAAGGUUCAAGAUAAAUCCGAACGAUGUAUAUAUGAUUUAUGUUUUAAUCCGGAUGGAACUCAGUUAGUUAUUGCUGCUGGACAGCAAGUUCUUGUUUAUGAAACUAACGAAGGUACUUUGAUUCAACCAUUAAAAGGACACAAGGAUAUAGUUUAUUGUGUAUGUUAUGCAAGAGAUGGUAAAAAGUUCGCAUCAGGCAGUGCUGACAAAAGUGUUAUUAUUUGGACAUCAAGAUUAGAGGGCAUACUUAAAUAUUCACAUAAUGAAGCUGUUCAAGCUAUGCAGUUCAAUCCAGUAUCACACCAACUUUUAAGUUGUUCUUUGUCAGACAUAGCAUUUUGGUCUCCAGAACAGAAAGCAGUAGUAAAGCAUAAAUCAAGAGGAAGAGUAAAUUGUUGUGCUUGGACAAGCGAUGGACAAUAUUUAGCGAUUGGCUUAGCAUCUGGCUAUGUGUCGAUUAGAAAUAAAAAUGGAGAAGAACAAACACGAAUUGAGAGACAAAAUGGUGUGCCUAUUUGGAGUUUGUUGUGGAAUCGUCAAUGGGAAGAUUCAACAGAUGUUCUCUGUAUUGCAGAAUGGAACGGGAUCCUAUCGUUUUAUUCAAUUUUAGGCAAACCAUUUGGAAAAGAUAGAUCGCUCAAUUUUAUCCCUCUUAAAAUGUGUAACUUUGCUGGCGGUCAAUAUAUUUUAGUUUCUGGAAGUAACAAACAAUGUAUAUUAAUGACAUAUGAUGGUAUACAAUUAAUGAACAUUGGUGGUACAUUUUCCUCUUGGGUUUGGAGUUGUGCUGUACAUCCAACUUCUACACAUGUUGCAUUAGGUUGUCAAGAUGGUACAAUAACAUAUUUACAUUUAUCUUGGGACGUUAUACAUGGAUUAUAUGGAGAUAGAUAUGCAUAUAGAGAAAAUAUGACUGAUGUAAUAAUACAAAAUUUAAUUACUAAUCAAAAAGUUCGCAUUAAGUGUAAAGAUUUGAUACAUCGUAUUGCUGUGUAUAAAAACAGAUUAGCAGUUCAGUUAUCAGAACGUGUAAUAAUUUAUGAACCAUCAAAUUCUAAUGAUGGAAUGCAUUAUCGUAUAUAUGAAAAAUUAAAUCAAGCAUUAAAUUGUAAUUUACUUGUUGUUACUACGAACAAUUUAAUUUUGUGUACAGAAAGACGAUUACAAAGUCUAUCAUUUAAUGGUACAAUAGAAAGGGAAUGGAUACUAGAUGGACUUGUAACUUAUAUAAAAGUUGUUGGUGGACCAAUUGGACAAGAGUGCCUUAUUAUAGGUUUAAACACUAGCUACAUAGUGAAAAUAUAUUUAGAUAAUCCUUUUCCAGCAUAUUUAAUAAAAAUUGAGGGUUCAGUAAGAUGUCUUGAUAUCAGUUCAUUGAAAGAAAAGCUUGCUGUUGUUAGUGAUCAUGGAGUUCUUCAUGUAUUUGAUUUAUAUACAGAAGAGAAGCUCCAAGAAUUUCCAAAUGUAAAUAGUGUGGCAUUUAAUAAUAGUUUUGAAGAUAUAAUGUGUUUUUCUAGUGGAGAAUAUUUGACAAUUAAAGUAGGUAAUUUUACGGAAUAUAGACAAAAAUUUUCCGGGCUUGUUAUGGCUAACAAUGGAUCAAAAAUAUAUUGUUUAAGCGGUUCUUCUAUUGUCACAUUAGAGGUACCCUUAUCGUUAUUUAUGUACCAAUAUAUUGAUAUUGGUUUAUUUUCUAAUGCUUAUAACAUAGCAUGUCUUGGAGUAGCAGAUUCUGACUGGUUUGCUCUGGGAACAGCUGCUUUAGAAAAUUUGGAAUUAAAUAUUGCAUACUCUUCCUUUGCUAGAAUAAAAAAUUUGAAAUACAUAGAAGUUUUAUCUGAAGUGGAAGAAAAACUUAAAUCUGGAGAAUGGGGAAGAGAAGCAUGCAUGGCCACUGCUGCAGCUGCUAUGGGAAAGUUAAAAGAUGCUGCAAAACUUUUCCAAAAAGCUGGUUUACAGCAGUAUGCAUUAGCUAUGUAUUCUGAUUUACGUAUGUUUGACAUUGCACAAGAAUUUAUUGUUAGUGGCAACAAUCAGGAUCGUACAAUUUUACUUCGAAAACGAGCAGAAUGGGCCAAAAGUCUUGGGGAACCUCGUGCUGCAGCAGAAAUGUUUCUCUCAGCAGGAGAUGUUGAUCGCGCUAUAAAUAUAAUUGCUGAAUAUGGUUGGAUUGAUAUGUUAAUCAAAGUUGGCAGACAACUCGACAAGGCAGAUAGAGAUAAUUUAACUAUAAUUGCAAAAAAAUUGAAAAAAUUGGGUGCAACUCAUGGUGCAGCAGAAAUUUUUAGUCGCUUAGGAGAUGAUCCCGAUGUAGCAGAUGUUUUAGUAGAAGCUCAAGCUUGGCCAGAAGCAUUUGAAUUAGCUGAAAGGAAUCCCAAAUUGAAAGCAAGAAUAUAUGGACCAUAUGCUAGAUGGUUGGCAGAAACGGGCCAUUUCUCUGAAGCACAAAAAGCAUUUCAGAUCGCUGGACAAUCAGAUGAAUCUGUAAUGGUUUUAAUAAUGUUGGCUAAAAAUGCAGUUAGUGAGAAGAGAUUUCGCGAUGCUUCUUACUUUUAUUGGCUUUUAUCUCAAAUUAGUUUAAAUCUUAAUAGAACCAUGGAUGAAUUGAAAACAAUGUUUUUCCAAUAUUACGAAAAGGCUGAAAUUUAUUAUGCAUAUCACGAAAUACAUAAAUACAUCGAAGAACCGUUUACAUCAUUAAUGCCAGAAGCUCUUUUCAAUAUUGCACGAUUUCUUUUAACUAAAACUGAAAAUAUACAAGUAGAAGGAGUUUCAAAAUUUACCAUAAUAUAUACAUUACUAAAACAAGCUUCUUUUCUUGGUGCUAAUAAAUUAAUUAUGCAAUUACUUGAAAAAUUACGAAAAACAAAAAUUCCGACAAAUCAACUUAGCCAGUUAGAAAUUUCAAGUUUAAAUGCACGAGCUUCUUCUUAUAGAGAUCCUGAAGAACUUUUGCCACUUUGCUAUAAAUGUUCGACGUUUAAUCCUUUAUUACCCUCAAACAAUCAGGGGCAAUGUGUACAGUGCGGACUAAAAUUUCAAUAUUCUUUUGUAAUGUUUGAAAUUUUACCAUUGGUCGAAUUUGAAUUAGAAGAAAAUAUUUCUGAUGAAGAAGCAGAAAAAUUAAUAAAUGAGUCAUUAUCAUCGUCUGAUGAUAUUACAAACACAGAUCAAUUUUCUAUGACACCUGAAAUAGAUCUUUUUACAGCACGUUUAAUGAAAUACGAGGAAAAAUCUAGUUCUUCUACUAUAAUUGUAGGAAGAAAUGUUCUAAAAAGUAUGGAUCCAUGUACAGUAUUAAUUGUUAAAUGGCCAAAGCCAUUUAGAACAAAAUAUUUCAAAAAUCUUUUACCUGAUCUACAAAUUACAUUUUGUAAAUCUUGUUUAAAGCUAUUUCAUUUGGAUGACUAUGAACUGGCUUUAUUACGACAUGGUUACUGUCCAUUUUGCAGAACAGUGAAUAAAAUUUCAAAUUAGUACCUUUCAUUAAUUUGAAUUGUGUAAUUACGAUAUUACGUUUACCGUGAUAAAUUAUAAAUUUAAAUUUAACUUAAAUUAAAGUAAUUUAAUGUAGAUAAUCUAUAUUGGGACUAGUAUAAACGAAUAUCAUUGAUUUGAUAUCAAUGUAUCGUGAACAUUGUACGAUUCGGCAACUUUGUAUUUCUAAUAGCAAGAUCGUAUGCUAUAUAAACUUGAUUGUUGCAAUAAUCGCAUAAUGCUAUAUAAAUUACAUGUUUCUAUGAUCGUAACGAUCUGUUUGAUCGCAUGAUGCAGAUCGUAUGAUCUGUUUGCACUAAAUUUAUAUUCUACUCGCUUUUUUAUUUGCUUUUUAGUACAUAUUAUUUUCUUUAAUACAUAUCUUAUUUUAUCAGUUAUCAAUUAUCUUAUCAGUUAUCAGUUAUCAAUACUUGGAAAUUAAGAUUAAUAUUAUAUAAAUUGUUUACUUUAAUUUAAAGAGCUUUAAA